This is a messenger RNA of Talaromyces marneffei, 1965 nucleotides long. RefSeq lists its product as uncharacterized. Bases 1 to 1965 code for a protein of 654 amino acids. Gene Ontology annotation, cellular component: cytosol; mitochondrion. Gene Ontology annotation, biological process: glucose 6-phosphate metabolic process; intracellular glucose homeostasis; glycolytic process. The record is from RefSeq and is a predicted model, not a curated record. Lineage: Eukaryota; Fungi; Ascomycota; Eurotiomycetes; Eurotiales; Trichocomaceae. Gene Ontology annotation, molecular function: ATP binding; fructokinase activity; mannokinase activity. The transcript is spliced from 3 exons.
AUGACGGUCAAGGUAUCCGAGUCCGAUUCUCAGCUGGUGUCUGUGCCUACGAGCGAAAGCGCGCCAUGGACGAAUCUGAUCCAAUCCAGCGUGCCGGGGCUAAGCUUCCUGUUUGAGGUCACCGGCAAGCCGUGGACUGCAGGGCUUGGGGUACUGGGGCUUGUCCUCGCAGCGACCAUUGCUGGGCUGCUUGGGUUUGGUGGAGGAAUGCGGGACAGAGUUCGUGGGAGCGAGAAUUAUAAUUAUUACGCGGACUUCCAAGGACGGAGUGGUACCACCAGACACAGCAACUGCCCCUCAUCUGCCACUGAGAUCAUCGAUUGUCCCUCAACUUUUUAUUCUUCACUCCACCCCGAUUAUAAUCCCCGUUGCGACUCUCCAUUUACUUGCACUUCUUCGUACACUUCCACUUGCGCCAAUCCUCAAAACAUCCUCUCCUCUUCUUGUAUAUCUUCCUCCUCCCCCGCCGGCAUGAUCAUGGCUGCUCCCGGCCCCUCUCUCGACGCCGCGUUGCGGGUAGCACGCGAGUUCGACCUCCCCUCCGACCAGGUACAGCGCGGGGUUGACGAGUUUCUUAACCAGAUGGCUGAGGGCCUGGCAAAGAAUGGCACUACUCUCAGUCAGAUUCCUACAUAUGUGACCAGUGUUCCCAAUGGCACUGAAAAGGGCCUGUAUUUGGCCGUCGACCUCGGUGGUACCAACUUCCGGGUCUGUUCUAUCAACCUCCGUGGUGAUAGCACUUUCGACCUCACACAAAACAAAGUCGCAAUUCCCCGAGACAUGAUGGUCGCUCCCUCAUACAAGGAAUUAUUCAAGUUUCUCGCCACUCAGAUCGAAAUUUUCCUCGAACAACACCACAACGACCACUUUGAAGCCACCGUCCGAAGACGCCGCUUGACUGGCACUACCGAUCAAUAUCGCCGCGAAGAGAUCUUCGACCUUGGGUUCACCUUCAGUUUCCCCGUUCACCAGACAUCUAUCAACAGAGGUACCCUGAUCCGAUGGACGAAAGGGUUCGACAUUCCCGAUGCCGUCGGAAAGGAUGUCUGUUUGAUGCUUCAAGAUGCCAUCAAUGAACUCCACCUUCCUGUCCGAGUGGCAGCUUUGGUCAAUGAUACCGUCGGCACAUUGAUGGCUCGUUCUUAUACUUCUCCGGGCAAAACCGAGACCCUGCUCGGUGCUAUUUUCGGCACCGGAACCAACGGCGCCUACGUUGAGAACCUCGACAAAGUGACAAAACUCGAUGUUAAGAACGACAGAACAAUUGACAAGACCAAAAACCAAAUGGUCAUCAACACGGAAUGGGGUAGCUUCGAUAACCAUCUCAGCGUCCUUCCGAAUACCAUAUAUGAUCAGCAACUAGAUGCAGAAUCAGUCAACCCCGGUAUCCAAAUGUUCGAAAAGCGCGUGUCGGGCAUGUUUUUGGGAGAGAUUCUUCGCCGUGCUAUUUUAGCCUUGACCCAGGAUUCCGAGGCCAAGCUGCUACAGAAUGAUGGUAGCUCGAUACCUUCCGGCUCGCCGCUGUAUCAGACCUGGGGCAUUGACACCAGCUUUUUGAGUAUUAUUGAAGCAGACAACACCCCCGAUCUUGCCGUGACAAAGAUUGCCUUGUUUGAGCACUUCAAUGUGGACAAUGCCACUACCGAUGAUGCACAGGCAGUCAAAGCAAUUGGUCAUGCUAUCGCAAAACGUGCCGCUCGUCUUAGUGCCAUAGCUCUUGCCGCCAUUCUCAUAGACACUAAGCGGAUAGACACGGACGAGACUGUCGAUAUCGGUGUUGAUGGCAGUCUUGUAGAAUUCUACCCCAAGUUUGUGGACUAUAUGCGAGAAGCCUUGCGAGAAGUCAAGGGUAUUGGCGAGAAGGAGUCAAAAGUAAAAAUUGGUAUCGCUAAAGAUGGCAGUGGAGUUGGUGCAGCUCUUAUUGCAUUAGUCGCUCACAAGGAACAUGCCAUGGGCUCACGAUGA